Molecule: messenger RNA, 762 nt
Organism: Symbiodinium sp. CCMP2456
Lineage: Eukaryota; Dinophyceae; Suessiales; Symbiodiniaceae
Source: the annotation of a GenBank genome assembly
AUGUCGGAAGCCAGUCUUGUGCAGGCUGAUGGCAAAGCGGAGGCACCUGGAGCAACAGUGACAGCGGAAAGGGUCAACGAUGUAGUGUUGGACUUCGGAUUGGACUCCAUGCCUGCAAGCUCUCAUCUGCUUUGCCUGGCUUCUCCCGUGUUCGACCGCAUGUUGGAGAGUGGCAUGAAGGAAGCGCAGCAAAGCAUCAUCAAGGUGGAGGUGGCCUGCAAGGAGGAGUUCACGGUUUUCUACGACCUGCUUAAGCCGAUGGCAUGGAACAACGAUAAAGUAACCGAGGCGAAUGUUGAUUCGCUUCUUACAAUCAGCGACUACUACCAAGCGGGGAUCAUCAAGGAAGCUUGCGAACAGCUGCUGCUUCGUCUUCCGCCCACGGGCACCCGCCUCUUGCAAGCGCACAAGCAUGGCCUCCAAAAACAGUAUCAAAGGUGCCUGAGUGACUUAGCCGAGCAGAGCACGAAGGAGGAUUUGGAGGUGCUCCACUCCGUGCCGGACAUCCUCCUGGAGCUGGCGCUCCAAAAGCAGGACCUCUUGAACCCACUCCGGGAGAUGAGGAACGAGCUCAUAGGGAUGAAGCAGGAAAUCCUCCGGUGCAAGGCCUCCGUCGAUCGGCCUUUAUUCGAUUGGCAAACCGUCCACUUCACAAGCGGGCACAAAUUUGCUCCCGUACAUGCCGCUGGAAUAUGUGGACUCUUGGAAGCCCGACAACCAUUGCAAAGCUUGCUCGACCGGGUGCUUCAAGAAUUGCCGUGA